CAAUGGCAUCUUCAUCAUCAUCUUCAUCACAUGUUAACAUUAAGUCUGGUCCCAUCGAUGCUGAUGUAUUAUGGAUGCAACCCAAACAUGUUUCAGAACAUGUUUGGAAUGGGGAAGAAGAUAGGAAAUUACAUAUCAGACGAGCUGUCCCCACGUAUCAAGGGGAAGAACAAAUUCCUGAGCAAAUUUUUCCUUUUCUUCUACAAUCUGGUUUCGCCUGGAUUAUCAAGAUGGGGUACUUAAAAAUAAAUGCCUCAUUAAUUAGUGCUCUGAUUGAAAGAUGGAGGCCAGAAACACAUACCUUUCACAUGAGAUGCGGAGAAUGUACUAUUACUCUCCAAGACGUCUCUGUAUUGUUAGGUAUAAGUGUGGAUGGUUUACCAUUAAUCGGUCCAACAAAUCUUGAUUGGGCUGAUUUAUGUGAGGAAUUAUUGGGAGUCAGACCACAAGAAGAUGAAAUUAGAGGUAGUGUGGUUAAAUUAAGUUGGCUGGCUCACCAUUUUGCCCAAAUAAAUAAUGACGAUGACGAAGAACAAGUACGAAGGUUUGCCCGUGCAUGGAUAUUGAGAUUCAUUGGAGGUGUCUUGUUCGUUGAUAAAAGCAAUAACAAAGUUUCGCUAAGAUACCUUCAAUUUUUACGUGACUUUGAAGAAUGUGGCAGAUAUGCAUGGGGAGCUGCCGUACUUGGUUUUCUAUACAGAGAGAUGUGCAAUGCCACCGAUUAUAAAACUAAAUCAAUCGGAGGUAUGUGCAUCUUACUACAAAUGUGGGCACGGGAACGAUGUCCAACCUUGGCUCCAAAGAGGACUCCUUCCCAAGUAGAAAAUACACCACUGGGGCAUAGGUGGCUGCGACGUGGAAACCAACAUAUCGGCAAUGAUGAUGUGAGAGUUUUUCGUCGCAAGUUAGAUAUUAUGAAACGUCAUGAGUUUGUGUGGGAGCCGUACCCAUCAACCGUAAUAUCACUGUUGCCUCCCGUUUGUUUAGUCGGAAGUCUCGCGUGGUACGCGGUGGUGCCACUAAUUUGUUUCCAAGUUAUUGAGUGGCACCAACCGGACAGAGUAUUGAGACAAUUUGGGAUGCAACAGCCAAUUCCAGAGUCUCCUUCACAACCCUUAAACAUUCAUGGCAUAACAUUGAAAGGGAAACAUGACGAAAAUUGGGGGCAAUUGUUCGCCCCAAUGAUUGAUCAGUGGAAUAAUCGCCAUGCAUUUAGGGUCGACGCUUAUCCCCGACAAGAAGGCCUAUUGAGUUUUAACUCGGACUACAUGGUCUGGUAUAGGCGAAAGACAAAGAUGUUUGUUGACCCAGCAAAUGCAAAGACGGCUACAUUGGAACACAAUGGAAUGUACCGGGACAAAUACCUAAUACGGGUGACUUAUUCGGUGUUGAUUUGCGGCACACAUUUUCUGCGGAGGCUGACGAAGAAGAAGCGGGGAGGCAUCGGGGCAGAAGAAAUCCUGAUCGCCAAGCACGAAGAUGGGAUCGACCAAGUGGCACAUCCUCACGACAUCACGGACACCAAAAUGAAUGAUUUGCAUGUCUUCGUUUAUUAA
Molecule: messenger RNA, 1556 nt
Organism: Glycine soja
Lineage: Eukaryota; Viridiplantae; Streptophyta; Magnoliopsida; Fabales; Fabaceae
Product: serine/threonine-protein phosphatase 7 long form homolog
Exons: 4
Coding region: 3-1556 (517 amino acids)
Biological process (GO): meristem maintenance; meristem development
Source: RefSeq, a predicted model, not a curated record